UGUGCUCAGUUUCCUUAAAAGGACGAGACUUGCAUGACAAGGUCUUGGUUGAGGUUUGUUUUGGAUUAUUUGGGGGGCCUAACGGUUUCACUCAAGACAUCAAGACGGUGACGUUUAGAUGGGAUUAUAGGAGGGAGGGGAGAUUUUACUAGUGGAGUACUCUUGAAGCCUUUGAGAGUAAAAGCAUAGAAAUGGUACUUGUGCUUCAAUGCUCUCUUCUUCUUCUUCCUCCUCCUCCUCCUCCUCGAAAUGUCUCUCCCUGCAGGGGAAUGCCUGGUAAAAUCAUGAUGAAUUGCUGUUUGGAGCAAUCGAUCAGCGGCAGCAAGCAACUGUCCCGUCAUGUUUUAUCCGGGUUUGCCGCAACAUUAGUGUUUAUCUCUCAAAUAAAUCAGGCGGUUGCAUCAGAUGUUUCCCAUCAAAGAAAUAUAUAUGAGUCUGCAAAUGCUACGGAGGAGACAGUUACUCUUCCGCUUGAUAAGGGAUCCGAUGAAGGAGAUGAGAGGCUAAUGAUGAUGAGAGGCAUGACAGCAAAUAACUUUGACCCUGUUAGAUAUUCUGGAAGGUGGUUUGAAGUUGCUUCGCUUAAACGUGGAUUUGCUGGGCAAGGUCAGGAAGACUGCCACUGCACCCAGGGUGUGUAUACAUUUGACUUGGCGAAACGGGCCAUCCAGGUUGAUACCUUCUGUGUUCACGGGAGCCCUGAUGGAUAUAUCACUGGAAUACGGGGAAAUGUUCAAUGCCUUUCGGACCAAGAUUUGGAGAAAAAAGAAACAGAUCUAGAAAAGCAGGAGAUGAUCAAAGAGAAGUGUUUCCUCCGUUUUCCAUCAUUGCCAUUCAUCCCUAAGCUGCCAUAUGAUGUGAUUGCAACUGAUUAUGACAAUUACGCUCUAGUUUCGGGAGCGAAGGACACUGGUUUUAUACAGAUUUACUCGAGAACGCCUAAUCCCGGUCCUGAGUUCAUAGAGAAGUACAAAUCUUACUUGGCCAACUUCGGAUACAACCCAAGCAAAAUCACGGACACACCACAAGACUGUGAGCAAAUGACGGACACGCGGUUAUCUGCAAUGAUGUCAAUGCCCGGGAUGCAACAGGCCUUAACAAAUGAAUUUCCUGAUCUCGAACUGAAGAAAUCUGUUCAAUUUGACCCCUUUACGAGCGUAUUCGACACUCUGAAGAAGCUUGUUCAGCUCUAUUUUAAAUAGUCCUGAGCUGGUUAGUUUUUGCUCUUCUUGUUGGUUAUGUUCUUACUAAUCUGUCAAAAGAGAGAUUUAAGUUGAUGUGCACGUUUUGUUACUUUGAUGUAAAUCUACAUGAACUAUGACUAUGAUUA
Molecule: messenger RNA, 1330 nt
Organism: Pyrus x bretschneideri (Chinese white pear)
Lineage: Eukaryota; Viridiplantae; Streptophyta; Magnoliopsida; Rosales; Rosaceae
Product: chloroplastic lipocalin-like
Exons: 5
Coding region: 192-1202 (336 amino acids)
Molecular function (GO): small molecule binding
Source: RefSeq, a predicted model, not a curated record